GGAGGUAAUUAAAUUAGGAGUUGAUCCCGAAAGUAAGAGUUAUUUCAUCUCCGCCCCGUUUCUCCACAAAAACAUUGCACUCUGUAUAUGUGGAGGACGUUUUGAAUCAACAAAUAAACUCUGAGCAAUAUGAAGAAGAUCUCAGGGUCAAUUUGGUCAAUGCUGCAUCUCUCUCUCCUUUUUCUACUCAUCGCCAUCGGAAUGUUAUCGCCACCUUCUCAUGCCGUUGACGACAAAUGUGCUGCCUGUAAAGCUGUUGCGGGGGAGCUUGAGAUUGGACUUUCCAGGGAGAAGCCGCGGAAUCAUUUGGAUAUGCGCCAUCGCUUGGACUCCAAGGGCCAGCGUCAAGGAAAGUUAAUCGAUUACAGAAUCAGUGAAUUAAGAGUUGUUGAUCUUCUUGAUGGCCUUUGCGAUAAGAUGCAAGACUACACACUCAGGAUAUUUCCAGAUUCACAUGAAUGGUAUAAAGUGGGUAACUGGGAUAACCUCGUAACAAAUAAACAAGAAGCUCGGGCAUAUUCGAAAGAUAUCUCUUCUUAUUGUGGAAGAUUACUUGAAGAAACUGAAGAUGAGCUGACUGAAUUGAUAAAGAAAGGAUCUGUUAAAGUGGGAGGUGUGAGCAAAGUUCUUUGUCAAGACUUGAGCAAACAUUGCAGUCAGACGAGUGUAUCACAUGAGACGGAGGUCGAUGACGAUGAAGACGACCGGGAGCUCUAAAACCCUGGAUAUUAGGGUGGUUGGAAAUAUCUGCCUUUCGGCACUUAUAAGUUAACAGAAAGCAUCACAAAAUUGUUGUAGUUGGAGUUAGAAUGAGUUUCAUUUUUCUUAAUUAUUAAGAGACAUUUUAAUGAUGUGGUUGAUCGGACUCUAAUCAAGUUAUGAGUCACUUUUGACUAUGACUUUAGGAUUGUCCACUGCACUCAUAAAUCUUUUAUUUUGAAUGUUUGGCAAUUCAGAGAUGUAUUACCUCUA
This is a messenger RNA of Trifolium pratense (red clover), 972 nucleotides long. Its product is annotated as protein canopy-1. Bases 130 to 717 code for a protein of 195 amino acids. The record is from RefSeq and is a predicted model, not a curated record. Lineage: Eukaryota; Viridiplantae; Streptophyta; Magnoliopsida; Fabales; Fabaceae. The transcript has 9 exons.